Messenger RNA from Vicia villosa (hairy vetch), 1732 nucleotides. Its product is annotated as probable 1-acyl-sn-glycerol-3-phosphate acyltransferase 5. Bases 487 to 1605 code for a protein of 372 amino acids. NCBI's taxonomy places the organism in Eukaryota, Viridiplantae, Streptophyta, Magnoliopsida, Fabales, Fabaceae. Gene Ontology annotation, cellular component: endomembrane system. Gene Ontology annotation, molecular function: acyltransferase activity. The record is from RefSeq and is a predicted model, not a curated record. The transcript has 4 exons.
UAACACAAAAGAAGGUUCUAGUCAUUGUCGUACACUCUUUGUUCGUGAACUUUGAAACAGUUGUGUUGUGGAGGGAGGAAGGUACUACUUCUACUAUCAUAUCAUCCACUAAAAUCUACACCUCACUUCUUUAUUCUAUCUAAUACUAUUUCACUAUUCAUCCUAACUCUUUUCCUUAAAAGCUCACUUUUCAAUCUCCCAUCGAUUUUUCUCUUUCUCUUGUUCAUCUCAAUGUUUGUUUGGCCCUCAGAUAAUGCUACAAUCUUCAACAAAGGGUGAAGAUAUCGUCAAGUCUACUUUCCCUAACUGCGAUCUUAUCGUACCAUUUACAACGACAAAGCCAUUGAAACAAUCAUCAGUUUAAGAAACUCGAAAGCUAGAUCGUAUUUUUGUAAGAGAUAUUCUAUUUAUUCAUUCAUUGAGGAGGUAAAUCUUGAAGAGUCAGUGUAGUUAUUUUCAUUUCAGUGCUUGAUUUUGAUAGCAUAUAUGGCUGUUCUUACACCUGUAAGUUCAAAAUCCGGAGCAAAGUAUCAGUCUCUAGCUCCUUUUAAAAUUGUCCGGGGUUUAGUAUGUCUACUGGUGUUGGUUUCAUCAGCAUUUGUCACAUUGGUGUUCUUUGGCUUUAUAACUUCUGUUAUAGUGAGGUUUUUUAGCAUCGGCUACAGCAGGAGGACGACAUCGUUUUUCUUUGGUGCUUGGCUAACUUUGUGGCCUUUUCUAUUUGAGAAAAUUAACAAGACUAAAGUUGUGUUCUCCGGAGAUAUUGUUCCUUCGAGAGAACGGAUCUUACUGAUUGCAAAUCACAGAACUGAAGUCGAUUGGAUGUACUUAUGGGACCUUGCCUUGCGGAAGGGAUGCAUUGGAUACAUUAAAUAUGUACUUAAGAGCAGCUUGAUGAAACUUCCGAUUUUUGGUUGGGCAUUUCAUAUAUUGGAGUUCAUCCCGGUAGAAAGGAAGUGGGAAGCUGAUGAGUCAAUGAUGCGUCAAAUGCUUUCGACAUUCAAGGAUCCGCAAGAUCCCCUCUGGCUUGCUAUUUUCCCCGAGGGCACUGAUUUUACUGAACAGAAGUGCCGUCGAAGUAAAAAAUAUGCUGCCGAACAAGGGUUACCGAUUAUGGAAAACGUUUUACUGCCAAAAACCAAAGGCUUUUGUACCUGUUUGCAAGAGUUGAGGGGCUCUCUAGUUGCAGUUUACGAUGUUACCAUUGGCUACAAAUACCGCUGUCCUUCUUUCUUGGACAAUGUCUUUGGGGUGGAUCCUUCUGAAGUUCAUAUCCAUAUCUGCCGCUUUCCCAUCGACCGUAUCCCAACAUCCGAAGACGAAAUGUCCACGUGGCUGAUGGACAGAUUCCAGUUUAAGGACAAGUUGCUUUACAAUUUUCAGUUUCAAGGUAAGUUUCCUGAUCAAGCGAAAGAGAGAGACCUCCCUGCUGCAAAGACGAUUUUGAAUUGUAUGAUGGUUAUUCUAUGGACUGGCUUAUGCAUGUACUACAUUUUUGCCUCUGUCUGGUUUAAACUUUACGUGUCUGUAGUAUGUGCUUAUUUGGUUCCGGCUACAUAUUUCCACAUUCGGCCGCAACCUAUUCUUGGUCAUUUUAAGAUGUGAUAUAGUUAUUGCUAAAUCUCAUUUACUUGAAUAUAUUGCAAGUUCGAGAUUCAUGUCUGUUUGUAGUUGUAAUAUUAACAUUGUAAGAUUGGUUUCAGAGAUUAUUUAUUCAGCUAUGUUGAUGAAA